ACCAUAGUUCCGACGACAGCCGCUUUUCAAGCGACCACCGAAAAUCCGGCAGGUGUGCGAGAUGUCCGCAGCACCGCUGCAGUUUGUGCCUUUCUCGUCGAGCAUGGACGGCACCUUCUGGAGUGAACUGAGCAGGCGGAAACUGGUGCAAUAUCGGCUUGGCGAGGGACCCUUCGACGUCGGCGCCGCGUACAGCUGCGGUUCGGCCGCCGGCUUGCCUGCACUGGCGAACCUCGACAUCGGAUCUUUCGGGCACGCCAGUGGAGGCAUCAGGACCCCAGAUUCGUGCCCACUGCACGGUCUACUCUACCUUCCCAACAGCUUGGCCAACAUGAAGCAGAUAGACAAGUCCGCACUGUUGCGUGCAUCGGGCGAGCGUGCAUGGGCUGCUGCGUGUGACGGCAGGGCCUUGAAAGACCCGAGCCUCCUGAACCGCUUUGUGGUGCUUAUCUACGUCGACCUGAAGAAGUACACUUUCUGCUACUGGUUUGGCUUCCCCGUUGUGCGCCUGCCUGAGGAAGUGACCCUUGCAAAGCCACCACAGCGCCUCAGUGAUGUCUUUGAUUAUAGCAGGCUGACUUCCCUCAACGUGGCAUAUGCCACCCUAGACACACCCGAGAAGCGGGCCGCCUUUCUUGUAGUGCCGAUGCGAGAGGAAGUGCAGAUUCAGCCCUUGGAAGAGCUGCCCACUCUGGUAGCCGACUGUCGACCAUUCUACUUGGCCUUCUCGGACCCGUCGACGUCGCCUAUUCACCCGGGCUGGCCACUCAGAAACCUUCUGGCACUGGUCGUCCACCACUACUCACUGUCUCGGUGCAGCGUGCUGUGCUACCGGCGGCAGGCUCGCCACGGUCACGUAGACAGCAGCCACAGCCUCAUCCUCGAUGUCCAGCUAUGUGCCAGCGUCAUUGCCGAGGGCGUCAACUCACCCGUGUACGUCGGUUGGGAACGCAAUGCGGCGGGCAAGCUGGGGCCUAGGAGUGUGGACUUGAGUGCGAGCUUUGACCCAGCCAGACUGAUGGAGAAUGCGCUCGAGCUCAACCUGCAGCUGAUGAGGUGGCGGUUGGCACCGACGCUCGACUUGGAGGCAGUGGCAUCAGCAAAGUGCCUUCUGCUGGGUGCUGGCACACUAGGUUGCAGCGUAGCCCGGUGCCUGAUUAGUUGGGGUGUACGUUACAUCACCUUCGUGGACAACGGUGUCGUGUCGUACUCGAACCCAGCACGCCAGUCGCUGUACACAGCACGAGACUGCUGGGAUGGGGGUCGACCAAAAUGUGACGCUGCCGCCGAGGCUCUGAGCGCCGUGUCACCAGCAGUGCAUGCUCGGGGUGAAAACCUGAGGGUGCCCAUGGCCGGCCACAGCGUACCCGCACACGCCGAAGAACACGUCCAGGCCGACGUCCAGAGAUUGGAGGCGCUGGUCGCCGAACAUGAUGCCGUCUUCCUGCUUCUCGACACCCGCGAGGCCCGAUGGCUGCCGACCGUGGUCGCGGCAACGCAGCGCAAGAUCGUAAUCAACGCAGCACUGGGCUUUGACACUUUUCUCGUGAUGCGCCACGGCAUCGCGGGAGACAAUGGCGAGAAGCUAGGCUGCUACUUCUGUAGCGAUGUCGUUGGGCCGGCCGACUCUACACGUGACCGCACCCUGGACCAGCAGUGCACGGUUACGAGACCCGGUGUCGGUGCCAUGGCCGGUGCCUUGGCAGCUGAGCUCCUGGUGGGCCUGCUGCAGAGCCCCUUAAAAGGACGGUGCCCCACGUCGGAUGACGCGGAGGCCUCCGGCGAGAACCCGCUCGGACUGGUCCCGCAUCAGAUUCGAGGCUUCCUUGCCCGGCACGUGUACAUGAUGCCCACGUAUGCUGCCUUCCCCAUGUGCACGGCUUGCUCCCAGCCGGUACUCGACGAGUAUGCUCAUCGGGGCUGGGAGUUCGUACUGCAGGUGCUCAACGACGCUGCCUACCUAGAGCGCCUGACGGGACUUAGUCGGCUGCAUGAGGAGACCGACGUCGACCAAGUCUGGGCGCUGAGUGACAGCGAGGAGAGUGCAUCGUCGGGAAGCUGAGCGUGUACAUACCACCACCACUGCUAAGACAAGUGGCAGGAGAGCAAUAGAACAUUUAUGGCUGACGUAACCUUAUGAUUCGCAACGACAUGAAGUAAUGUUUUUUUUUUCACCGUGACAAUUGUACUCAAGUUUGAAAUCCUGCUGAUAUUGUUGCAAACUGUUGUGAGACAGUAACUGAGCAUCAUACGUUUGUUCAUAUGUUCUGUGGCAUUUGUUCAUAUGUUCUUUUGGCAUCACAUUGAUCAUCUGUAAUAUUCUGUCCAUUGCAUUGUACAUUAUGCCUGUAGUAUGCACUUGCUUGAUGACUAUUUAUAAUUACUCUUGAGUGUCGAUGGAAUUGUCUACAGUUGUGAUAAGCAGAUAUAUAUUUAUUUGAGAAUGUGCCCUUUAUGCAAGUGAUGCAACUGCAGGACAGUUGAAUAAAAGAAGCUGGCUGCUUGUUUGAGAGGAAUUGCGUGUGGAAGCACAUGCCAUGUACCAUGCGA
Messenger RNA from Rhipicephalus microplus (southern cattle tick), 2550 nucleotides. It is a transcript of the gene Atg7, whose product is annotated as Autophagy-related 7. Gene Ontology annotation, cellular component: cytoplasm; phagophore assembly site. Gene Ontology annotation, biological process: piecemeal microautophagy of the nucleus; protein modification by small protein conjugation; autophagy of mitochondrion. The record is from RefSeq and is a predicted model, not a curated record. Lineage: Eukaryota; Metazoa; Arthropoda; Arachnida; Ixodida; Ixodidae. Gene Ontology annotation, molecular function: Atg12 activating enzyme activity; Atg8 activating enzyme activity.